UGCACAGUGCACCGCUUCUACUCCUCCCUCGUAAAACUAGCCCUUCGCCAGCUGUAUUUUUCAACUACUGCGCCGUCUUUCUCCAUCACCCAUAUUAUACCCUCUUCUUUACUUUAUUGUUCCACCACACAGCCAUGGACGCUUUACUUCGAGUCACUGAUGCCAUGAAGUCCUUCAGAGAAACUCGCCUGAGUGCUCUACGACCUCCUACGGAGUUCUUUGAUUACCAUCGUAUAUCGAGACCAGCAGAUUUUAACCAAGCAACUUCGCGCAUAUCCUACAACACGCGGUAUUUCUCUGGAAAUUAUGGUCUGAUUGUAGCUGUUCUUGCGGUGUAUGCAGUUAUCGCCAAUCCUCUUCUUUUGCUAUCACUUGCCUUCCUCUUCGGAGGUUUCGCCGCCAUUAACAGAUUUGCACCAGACCCGAUGCAAGUUGGCGAUCAUGUUGUAACCCAGAAGUCUCUCUAUACAGGCCUUUUUGUCAUUGGCAUACCCCUUCUGUGGCUGUCCUCGCCUCUGGGCACGUUCUUCUGGCUCGUCGGGGCCUCGUCUGUCCUUAUCCUCGGACAUGCGUGCGUAAUCGAGCCAGGGAUCGAGAGCGAAUACGCCAAUAUUCAAGAGUCCGUGUGAAAACCCGAGGAGAGCUUUGGUUCUUUCGUUGGAAUUUGAGGUGUACGUACGCGGGAAGCGGGAGACGAGUGUCAUCAAGCAGGACAAUGAUUUCACUAGUCGACUAUUUUGAUU
Serpula lacrymans var. lacrymans S7.9 is the source of this 743-nucleotide messenger RNA. RefSeq lists its product as uncharacterized. Gene Ontology annotation, cellular component: Golgi apparatus. The record is from RefSeq and is a predicted model, not a curated record. NCBI's taxonomy places the organism in Eukaryota, Fungi, Basidiomycota, Agaricomycetes, Boletales, Serpulaceae. The transcript is spliced from 5 exons. Bases 135 to 629 code for a protein of 164 amino acids.